UAAAAAAUUGGUACACAGUUUUGGGGCAGGCUAGUGUAUUUUUUCCUCGGCUUGUUUUCAUUCGGAGUGAGGGAUCGAAGUUGACAAAACAAAUGUGAACCGUGGAGUCACGAGUCGGUGUAUCACAGCUCAGGUGGAUCUAGAUGAUGGACACGGAGAAGAGAGUCCAAGGGAGUACACGCGGACUACACGAUCAGAUUUCACCGCUGCAUUUCACGAAUCAGUAACAUCUAAACAUUUUCUCUGACUCGAAUGACAACAGCGCUCGAUCACUGGCCGCUGGUUGUCCUGCCGCAGGACAUCAGUUCUCUGGAAAGUUGAUCUCGAAACUCUGCGGCCCAGCCAUGUCUGGAUCCCCGGGCUCGAGUGGCUCCAACCCGCGGAAGUUCAGCGAGAAGAUCGCGCUGCACAACCAGAAACAGGCGGAGGAGACGCGGGCCUUCGAGCAGCUCAUGACAGACCUCACCGUCUCAAGGGUGCAGUUCCAGAAGAUCCAGCAGCUCCGUCUGUCUCAGAACCGGGCACAGUACUACGGUGGCUCGCUGCCCAACGUCAACCAGAUAGGCAAUGCCAGCACUGAUUUCCAGGGGGGGUUUCCCUCCGGUCUGGACUCUGUGCGAGGGACUAGACACCAUGGUCUGGUGGAGAGGGUCCAUCGAGACCGCAAUCGGAUCAACUCACCGCACCGUAGGCCCAUUGACAAGCAUGGACGGCAGGCUGAGAGUUCUCCAUAUGGAACGAUGUACCUUUCUCCUCCCCCUGACAACAGCUGGAGAAGGGAGCAACUGCCAUGGACUGAAGAGAAACGACCUGGAUUUAGAUUAAUAUCGCAGCUUAACAGAACAAACUCUGACUCAGCUCUGCACACCAGCGCCAUGAGUCCAAACCCACAGGAUCCUUUUGGCAUGAACCAGCAGAUGGGCAGAGGACCUCCUCAGCGGAACGCCAGCAUGAAUGAAGCAGAGGUGGACAAUGCUGGAGAUGUGUUCUCAUUUCCUGCGGUCCCUAAUGAGGACAAUCUACUCGGUGUGAAUAAGCCACUGCCCAAACAGUUAUGGGAGGCCAAAAAGGUGCAGUCGCUGUCCUCUCGGCCAAAGUCCUGUGAAGUGCCUGGAAUCAAUAUAUUCCCAUCUCCGGAGCAGAAUGCUGGUCUGUCUCACUACCAGGGCACGUUAAACACUGGCGGGUCUUUGCCUGACCUCAGUAACCUGCACUUCCCCUCUCCGUUGCCCACUCCCCUGGACCCUGACGAGGUUGGAUAUCCCAACCUGAGCGGAGGCAGCAGCACCGGCAACCUGCCUGCAGCCAUGAUGCAUCUGGGCAUUGGAAAUUCACAAGGGCUGUCAUCCUCUCUAAGCAACCCUUCCAUCCAGGCGUCCCUCAACAACUCUCAGCUGCACUCAUCUCUCAGCAAUCCAUCGCUCCACACGUCCCUACGUCUCUCCUCGCUGUCCAACCCUCCUCCGACGGGCAUGGCGAGUUCACCCAGGAGGCGGCCAGCACCCAUUAGUCCUCUGACCCUCUCUCCGGGGGGUGAUCAGAGACGAAGCCUGAGUAAGCAGCUCUCCCCGACAAUGUCGCCCUCGCUCUCUCCGAUCACACAGCAGUUUGCGCUUGAAGAGAUACUCAGCUACUCAUCUGUGACGGGCCAUUUCUGUGGCAAUGGCUGCAGUAGCGCUGUCAUAUCUGGCUACCAGGAGCCGGGGGUUGCCUUGGACACCAGUAACUUACCAAUGGAACCGCCCCCUCCCUACCCCCAUUACCAGCAAACCCAGCAGCAGCAGCAACAGCCUUCCCAGUCCCAUCAGUCUAUUCAGCAGAGCUCCCAGCAUCCAGGGGUGCAGCAGCGACAAACAGGUGGCCAACAGCAGCAGCAACAGCACCAACAGCACCAGCCUGUGUCCCCGCUGCAGAACGUCCCGCUCGACUUUAAUUCCAGCGCUCACAACAACAUGGCAGCAUUCUUUAACGAUCCCUUUAUGGAGCUGCAGUUCUCCGGACGUCAGUCCAAGUGUUCAUCCUAUCAGGAUCAGUAUAACAUGUUGGAAAAUGUCAUGAGCUCAGUGGCCGGAGGAUUUGACCCUUCCUCCAACCUCUACUGCUCCCAGGCGGCCCUCAUGGGCUUGGGUGGUAGCCAUGGCAACCUGCAGGACCACCAUCAGAUGAGGCACAACAUGCUUUACUCUAAUUGUGGAGGAGGAGUGCCCAACAUUAUCCUUACAGACGACUCCAAUCCCAACCUAUCUAAGGACAUCAGCAGUGUGUUGUCUGCAGUGCCAGAGUGUUUGGACUCAGAGGGAGUUUUUCCACUGGAGGAUGAACUUCGUAUCGAGCCGCUCAGUCUGGAUGGACUGAGCAUGCUCAGUGACCCUGAUAUGGUCCUCCCUGACCCCUCAGUAGAGGACAGCUUUCGAAGCGACAGACUUUAAAGAGCCAAAUCCUGCAUGUAUACAUAGAUACAAGUCCAUGGACAUGAUGACUAAAGCACAGAACCUAUAGCACUCAGAUUUCUACAAACAUAUAAAAAAAAAAUAUCUUUUUUACAUUUUCUUAAACACAAAGCGCAUGCAUAAACACUACACGUUGAUAUGAAACGAAUCAUCAAGUUCGCAUGAGUCACCCAGACGCUGUCUCUCAGUGGCCGCCAUUGCUCGGCAUGCUCCAUCUGUCUCCCGAGACAACGCUCAUCACUCAACAGAUGUGUGAAACCAAUCUGGACGCUUCACAGUUGCUUUGACCUGUAAAGACGAUGAAACAAACACGCAUGCUUAAACACAUGAACCUGCCGUGUGUCUACUCCUAGUGCCGAGUGACAAUCAACACCGAAGCCAUAGCAAUGCCAAACCGAUGGCUGGUUCGGGCCGUUGCAUUGGUGGUCUAAUUCGAAGCCAUGCAACCAAAACAAAUUGAAUGUGCUUGUUUUACACAGUGCUUUUUAAUGUUAUCCUGUCACACCAGCUUUCAAUGACAUUUCGAUAGCAGCGAACGGAUGUGACGGUCUUGAAUGUGAAGACGACAAUGUGACGUGUUAUGGAACAGAAGGAGUCGACAGCCGGCCAAAUACCAGCCCAUAUUGAUGCACCAAAUGCUGUGAUACGAGACACCAGCAGGAUGGGUUGAGCCCCCCCCCCCUCUCCCCUCGUAACACCACCCAACCUUUGUUUCAAUACCAGGACUAGAACGCGCCUGGUGUCAGCCGCUCUAUUGAAUCGUCUGGCUCGGGCUUCUGAGCAGACACAUCUUAACUAACCAACAGUUUCUGGGGUCACUGGCUAAGCUAGCGGUGCGUUAGGUUCGCUGACCAAUCACCUUGCUGGUCUGUGAGCCAAAGCAACUUGUACAUGCUUCAGGCUGUCAAAACGUAGUCCGUCCUUCAUAAUGUGGCCAGUCCCCAUCAUUCAAAUGGUAGAAGACGAGAAUUCAUGAGAUCUCCUCCUGCACAGUCGCAUACUAGAAAAAGAGGACGGAAGAGUCUAGAUGAUGUGUAUAGAGCAUUAUUUUGCAUAUUUUUUUGUAUAAAAAGAAAAAAAAAAACUAUGAAAGAGAGCUUUGCCACAUAUAUGCCUCACGAUUUUCUGACUAGAAUGUAUUUUUGAAACAGAAAAAAGGGCAAACUGUUUACAAAGAUUAAGUUUAAGAACUUCGAAUUGUGAGUAGGCGCUGAAAUUUUUAUGAUUUUGGUAUAAAUCUAAAAGAAAAAAACUUUGUAUUUCGCUGACGUUGAUCCAGUCCAUAGUUGGCUAGAAGCUUUGGCUAUGCAGAAAUUUAGCACAGGACUGUCUCAGAUGGCUGGAACAAUCUAGACCACAAAAAUGAACUAUUUUAUGUGUAUAUUUACUAUAUCUUUGUGCUUAUUUCAGAUUUUAUACAGACUUGUAAUGCGGCUUCUAAUAUGUCAGUUGUAUUUGUACUUGUUUAUGUUCUCUCCCUUUUGAACUUUUGUUGUGGAUGUCUUCUUUAGUGAACGUUUGUUGUGAUGGUGUUUUUUACCGUUGUUCAGCAUGGGCCCUCUCUCUGCAGCUCUGAUCCUUGUGAGGUUUUUUUUUGUUUUUUUUUUUACGGGAAAAAAGACACUUUGGAACUUUAAAACGUCUUUAAAAGGUGUGAUUUGUGGACGUGGGACACAUGUAUCAUUGUUAUUGCUCGAGUUUAAGUUUGCACUGAUCUGAACAAAAUUGAUCUUUCGGUCACACCAGCAAAUCUGGUGUUUUUGUUUUUUUUGCCGAAGAUGUUAUUUCCAAUGACGCGAAGAUAUCUGCUUGAUGCACUGUUAAGAGGGCAUGUUAUGCAUGUGAGAACUUUGAAAUGAAUGCAGUAUAUUUUGUGAAUGGCUAGAUUCAAAUGACCAAAUAUUUUAAAAUGAAGAAAUAUAGCUCAGGAAUGUGUUUUUUCACCAAUAUCGUGAGGUCUCCUGCCUCUUGACUGCCAGAUCCGGGCAAAAUGUUCCCUGAGAAACUUUUAUAGCAAAGAUCCGGUAAGUUGAAACGCACUCUUCUAUCUGUUUUGUUAUCUGUGUAGCUUUCUAUUCCAGUUACAGAGUUGGUAAUAGAAAGCAAUAGCAACGUUAUCUGUGUGUGCCAUGUCCACAAUUGUUUUUUUGUUUUGUUUUGCUUUUGGUGUGUAUUUCUGCAUUCAUCAAGGUCAUUUUAGAGUUUUGGUCAAAACCAUCUUGUUGGUCAAAUCCAACAAGGUAGUCUUGGCUAAAAUUAUUCCUUUUUUUUUUUUUUUUUUUUGUGCAUUGUUCAUUGUGGUCCAAGUAGGCAAAAAGAGAGGACGAUUGACACGAGCAGAGAUUAAAGGUGCAGUGAGUUUGCUUAGUUUGGCGGGCAAAAAGGUCUAUUGUCUAUUAUCAGUAGUGUGGAGAUGUAUGAAGCACACCUAACACUUUUAAAUCUAGCAGCUUUCUGAACGCGGUGAAUCCGUGUGACUAACUUGAGCCCGUUGCAAGAUCUGCAUUGGGGUCUUUCGGGCUCUCGUGAAAUUCCAAAUCGCUUAAAUUCCUAUUGAAAUUAAAUGACUGGAUUUCGACAGCCCAAAAAUUACAAACAACAUAAGUGUGACCUCACCUUUAAGAAUGCCAUAAUUUAGUAUUGAUAAAUCUGGUCCCCCAUGUACAAAAAGGCAAAACAAGAUUUGGCUUUCACCCCCUGCAACUGCAGUUUCUUUUUUAUUAUAUAAUAUUGUUCUUUUAGAUGUAUUAUAAGCAUCUAGAACUUGAUUAUGGGUGAUGCAGACAC
Molecule: messenger RNA, 5237 nt
Organism: Pimephales promelas (fathead minnow)
Lineage: Eukaryota; Metazoa; Chordata; Actinopteri; Cypriniformes; Leuciscidae
Gene: crtc3
Product: CREB regulated transcription coactivator 3
Biological process (GO): positive regulation of transcription by RNA polymerase II; protein homotetramerization
Cellular component (GO): nucleus; cytoplasm
Molecular function (GO): cAMP response element binding protein binding
Source: RefSeq, a predicted model, not a curated record